AUGGUAGGCUACUGUCCAAUCUGUGGAAAGCCUGUCUACUUUGGUGAGAAAAAGAGGUCUUUGGGCAGGGACUACCAUCCUCUUUGUCUGAAGUGUCAGAAGUGCAACCGACAGCUCACGGCUGGACAACACGCUGAGUAUGACGAGAGGCCGUAUUGUUCAUACUGCUACAUGAAGAUGUUUGGCCCAAGAGACUCCUUUCAAGCAUGCUUCCCCUAUUUCCGUCCUUCCUCCUCCUCGCCCAAUGUCUCCUUCACCUCCUGUCCCUCUGCACUGAUCACAUGA
Molecule: messenger RNA, 285 nt
Organism: Nematolebias whitei (Rio pearlfish)
Lineage: Eukaryota; Metazoa; Chordata; Actinopteri; Cyprinodontiformes; Rivulidae
Exons: 4
Coding region: 1-285 (94 amino acids)
Biological process (GO): regulation of gene expression; intrinsic apoptotic signaling pathway in response to DNA damage
Molecular function (GO): zinc ion binding
Source: RefSeq, a predicted model, not a curated record